Molecule: messenger RNA, 408 nt
Organism: Naegleria fowleri
Lineage: Eukaryota; Heterolobosea; Eutetramitea; Acrasida; Naegleriidae
Exons: 1
Coding region: 1-408 (135 amino acids)
Biological process (GO): signal transduction
Cellular component (GO): plasma membrane
Molecular function (GO): GDP binding; GTP binding; GTPase activity
Source: RefSeq, a predicted model, not a curated record
AUGCUUACAAGAAUUGAUGACACUAGUUGUUUCUUGUAUAUUCCAGAGCAUUAUGAUCGUUGGAGAGAGGAAAAACACAUCACAAACUCCAAUGGCUUCUUAUUGGUCUAUUCCAUCACUGAUCGAAAGACUUUUGAAGAAAUUAUUGAUUUCUAUGAACGACUGAAGAAGAAGGAUUGUGAACACAUUCCAAUGGUUCUUGUAGGAAAUAAAUGUGAUUUAGAAUUGGAACGAGUGAUUUCUUUGGAUGAGGGCAAACUCCAUGCCAAACAAUUAGGAAUUCCAUUUAUGGAAACUAGCGCCAAGGAAGGGCUGAAUGUAAAUGAUGCAUUCAUCACAUUAGUGAAAGAAGCGUUAAAGGUAAAGAAAAUACAAUUGGAGGAGAAAAAGAAGUGUAUUAUUGUUUAA